AUGCGUAGCCCGACCGCGCCGACAAUUCGAUCCUGUGCCGUUCCUCCCGCCAGAACACGCGGCUGCUCUACAUCGCAUUGCGCAAGUGCAUGCCCAUCUGCUCAACGAGGAUACAGAAGUGACAGAAGCAGCGGAGCCCUGAGAAUGGGGCGGAAGACAAACGGUCCGGGAUGUGAUAAGGAGUGGUUGUCUGGUCAUCCUUGUUUCCAAUAA
Messenger RNA from Klebsormidium nitens, 213 nucleotides. The record is from the annotation of a GenBank genome assembly. Lineage: Eukaryota; Viridiplantae; Streptophyta; Klebsormidiophyceae; Klebsormidiales; Klebsormidiaceae.